This is a messenger RNA of Striga asiatica, 623 nucleotides long. The record is from the annotation of a GenBank genome assembly. NCBI's taxonomy places the organism in Eukaryota, Viridiplantae, Streptophyta, Magnoliopsida, Lamiales, Orobanchaceae.
UUCAGUCACUUCCGACUCCGAAAAUUAAUAAUUCAACUAAAAUUACGUUUGAGUUGAACACUAUUUUCUACCUAAUCCAAAUGAAUUCGAAGCUCGUCCUCACCGCAAUCGUCCUCCCAAUCCUCGCCGUGGCGAUCGCCGUCGCCACCACCAGCGUCUUCACCCCACCGCCACUCCCGGACUCGCAUGCCGUCCUCUCCGGCGCCGACAGGAUCCACCUCGCCGGCGCCGUCGGGCCGGAGAGCCUCGCCUUCGACCCAAGCGGCGGAGGGCCGUACACCGGCGUCGCCGACGGGCGCAUUCUUAAGUGGGACGGCGGCGCUUGGGCGGAGUUUGCUUUCACCUCAUCCCAACGGGAUUCGUGUACUCAACCGUUCAAUCCAUCAACGGAGCACGUAUGCGGACGUCCGUUGGGCCUACGUUUCCAUAACAAAACCGGGCAGCUUUACGUUGCCGAUGCGUAUUUGGGCCUACAAGUUGUUGGGUCCACGGGAGGAAUGGCCUCGCCACUUGUAACCGAGGUCGACGGCCAGCGUUUGCGUUUCACGAACGAUUUGGACAUUGAUGAACACGAAAAUGCCGUUUACUUUACGGAUACCAGCACGAAAUUUUACAGAAGGUAA